UUGGCGUGGGAAGGAGCGAAGUUGUUGUCGAAGAGGGCGCAGACUGCAGACAGCGAGCAGAGCAGGGGGUGUGUGCGCUUUGGCCAGAAAUUCACUUAGGAAAGCAGCGUGGAUGAGACAGGCAAACUGGCGCACUACAACAUGGCAUCGGGGGACACUCUGUACAUUGAGACAGAUGGCUCGGAAAUGCCCGCAGAAAUAGUGGAAUUGCACGAAAUUGAGGUUGAGACUAUACCCGUGGAGACUAUCGAGACUACGGUGGUUGGUACGGAUGAGGACGACGACGGGCAGCCGAUGAUCGCGCUUCAGCCGCUGGUUACAGACGACCCGAGCAUGCACCAUCACCAAGAAGUUAUUUUGGUGCAAACCCGCGAGGAGGUGGUCGGAGGAGACGACUCGGACUUGCACGCAGAUGGAGGUGGGGGGUUCGAAGAUCAGAUCCUCAUCCCGGUACCUGCUCCGGGAGUUGAGGACGAAUACAUCGAGCAGACUUUGGUGACUGUGGCCGGGAAAGGCGCAAUGGGUCGGGUGAAGCGAGCAGGCGGCGCCGGUGGGAAAAAAUCCGGCAAAAAGAGUUAUUUAAGCGGUGCGGACGCCGGGGGACGCAAAUGGGAGCAGAAACAAGUGCAAAUUAAGACUUUGGAAGGGGAAUUUUCUGUCACAAUGUGGGCGUCGGGAUACUCUGAAGACAUUGAUCAUGAGUCUGUGGUGGAGGAGCAGAUCGUGGGAGAGAACUCGCCUCCAGACUACUCCGAGUACAUGACGGGGAAGAAGCUGCCCCCUGGUGGUAUCCCUGGAAUCGACCUGUCCGACCCCAAACAGCUCGCCGAGUUUGCCAGGAUGAAACCCAGAAAAAUCAAAGAAGACGAUGCUCCGCGGACAAUAGCCUGUCCUCACAAAGGCUGUACAAAGAUGUUCAGGGAUAACUCUGCCAUGAGGAAGCACCUGCACACUCACGGGCCGAGGGUUCACGUCUGUGCAGAGUGUGGAAAGGCGUUUGUGGAGAGCUCCAAACUAAAGAGGCACCAGCUCGUCCACACGGGGGAGAAGCCUUUCCAGUGUACUUUCGAAGGCUGUGGAAAGCGUUUUUCUCUGGACUUCAACCUGCGCACACACGUCCGGAUCCACACAGGAGACCGGCCGUACGUCUGCCCCUUCGACGGCUGCAAUAAGAAGUUUGCUCAGUCCACCAACCUCAAGUCUCACAUCCUCACACACGCCAAGGCCAAAAACAACCAAUGAGAAGGCCCCAAAGAAGGCUUCAGUGGACUCCAAUCUGAAAAACUAUUCAAAUGGCCCCUCACAAACACUUCAAAAGACUGAUUUGUGAAAGAUUCGGCUUUAAAGGUGCACUCUGUAGCUUUUCUGCAUCUGCUUGUCUCCGUGGAGAUGUUAUUGCUUUGUGAGAAUGAUACACAGUAUGGCAUUAAGCUUAAAGGUGCUGUACCUGAUUUUUAUUGCCUUAAAAACAUGAAAAAUAGAGCUAGUUCAUUUUAAACGAUUUGCAGUGGUCCAAAGUUAUUCCUCACUUUUCUUAUGCGUUCUGAGGAUCCUAAUUAUUCACCACAAUGGUUUUAUAAACACUUUUCACAUCAACAAUUACCAUGCUAACACACACUUCCUGAUUCACGAAUUUUAAAAAGCUUUAUAAUUGGAUGCAAACAGUACACAGCAGAAAUAUCUACACAAACAAGCAGGUAAAUGGUACUAGACAAAGUUACUAGUCAGAUCUGUGGAGUGGCGAGCAUGCUCACACUCAGGAGACAUGUUUGUAAAGGUGUUUUUAAAGGUGAUUUUUAGCAAUAAUUAGAAUUUGAAUGGGAAAAAGAAAUGUCUGAUGCCACACUGGGGAACAUUCCAGAGAAAGCAAUAACAGCAGCUUUAUGAAAGUUACACACUGCAGCUUUAAAGGUGUGGUAAAGCUUGUGUUACUUUUCUGGGAUGUUCCACAGUAUGGCAUUAAGCAAGUAUAUCUUGUAUUUAUUCGAGUACAGGUGUUUUUUUGUUUUUUUCUCAAAACUACCGCAUUAUGUCUGUGAGUAGAAUCUGACCUUUAACUUGACCUGGUGAUGGGGGAAAAAAACAACAUGGAGUCAAGCAGGUGGCGCACCCUCUACUAGACAAGUUACACAAUGCACCUUUAAGCCCAGUUUUCCUGCAUCCACACUUGUCCUGCUGUCUGAUCGGACGAGGAAGACUGACUGAUAUAAACACGCCCCCUACUGGCCCCGAUGGCACUUUGCAGCCAGACGAAGGAACUUGAAAAACAUCGGAAUAAUAUUUUUACCUGAACGCUGAGGGAAUGGCAGCGGAUUUAAAGGUCCUAUAUUACGCAAAACUGACCUCUUUUGAGCUUUAAGCCACGUUAUAAUGUUGUUGCCUCCUCUGAAACAUACCUGGAGUUGUGUUUUGUUUCAUUCACACAUGUUUGAUUAACCCUUUAUCAUUACUUUAUCUACAUCUCGAAAUCUUAAAAUGCUUUGCUCCACCUUGUGAUGUCACGAAGCGGUAGUUUUCAAGUUAACAGCUACGUUUUUAACCUUUUGUUUAGUAGAGAUUGGAAAUUCCAGGGCUGAAAUGAUCCACAUGAUUCUAGUGAAGGUGUAUAGAGUUUAAAAACACUUCCUGUAUCACCAUGUUACAUCACAAGUUGGAACAGUGUGUUUUCUGUUUGAGAGAACUCAGCCUAAAUAUGCAGGAUUUCUGUGUUAAACAUGUGUGAGUGAAACAAAACACAAAUCCAGGUCUGUUUGUGAUGAGGAAUCGACAUUGUAACAGAUCAGAAAGUAGCGUAAUAUGAGACCUUUAAUUGUAAUUUUAUUUUGUCACAUAGCUUUUAUUUUAUGAGUGCGCAUAUUGUACACUUAACUUGGGCUAUGUUCAGAAGAAUGGUGUUUUGUUUUCAAACUGCAUUAUGAGAUCGUACUAUUAUUAUAUUAUUAUUAUUAUAAACAAAUUUGUGUGACCUGUUUCACUUAUAACACAAUGGGAAACGUUUUUGCAUUUUCAUACCCUUUAGUUGUAAUUCUCUAACCACCGAAUAACCUGUAUACUUGUAUUGUAUGGCUGUAUUCAAUAGACAAUAGCUAGAGGUGUGAUUCAAGUGAUAACCGAUUUAGUCAGUUGCUUUCUAUUUUCUAUGAACUGUCUUUACACAGAUUAACACAAAUAUUAUAGUCCCACCCAGAGCCCGCUUCGGUUUGAAAUGACUGCAAGAUCUGCACUUGUUUGUCAGAAUGUAUUGUACAGACUUUGGACAUUAACCUUUUCUUUGGUAUUGGCUCCCGUGUAUCCCGACUGCCCACAAUAAACUGGGUAAUUCAAACCUGUUACAAA
Molecule: messenger RNA, 3336 nt
Organism: Boleophthalmus pectinirostris (great blue-spotted mudskipper)
Lineage: Eukaryota; Metazoa; Chordata; Actinopteri; Gobiiformes; Gobiidae
Gene: yy1b
Product: YY1 transcription factor b
Exons: 5
Coding region: 142-1242 (366 amino acids)
Biological process (GO): regulation of transcription by RNA polymerase II
Cellular component (GO): PcG protein complex; transcription regulator complex
Molecular function (GO): RNA polymerase II cis-regulatory region sequence-specific DNA binding; DNA-binding transcription factor activity, RNA polymerase II-specific
Source: RefSeq, a predicted model, not a curated record